Sycon ciliatum is the source of this 2307-nucleotide messenger RNA. RefSeq lists its product as uncharacterized. The transcript is spliced from 2 exons. The coding region runs from base 231 to 1853 and encodes 540 amino acids. The record is from RefSeq and is a predicted model, not a curated record. NCBI's taxonomy places the organism in Eukaryota, Metazoa, Porifera, Calcarea, Leucosolenida, Sycettidae.
GCCCGACUGUACCGUGUAGGUCCGACGUAUCGGGUGCGAGUAUAAAACAAGCUCAAUCUGAUGAACUUACUUUUUCAGGACAGAUCUACGACUGGCAGAGGAACGCCAUUGCAGAAACGUUUGAGAAUCAGCCAUCGGUAGGACGAAAAAACGGGAUGUAUGCCACUCGCACGUACCGCUGCUGAAAUCGGCUAGCAUGGCCCCUGUCCGAGUGAAUUUCACAGUCGAAUAUGGCGCUGGUGGGUAUGGAAGAUGCAGACAGCAACGCAGUUCCAAUGACCGUCGCAUCAAUCGAUAGCACUGCACGGCAAGAUAACGGGAAAAGGAGAUAUCAAGAGGUGCAACAUGGUCUAGAUCAAGACCUGCCACAACGCAAGAAGAGAAACGUACCACUACCCCUGCCCCUGCCCCUGGACAAGGGAUCUAGCGAAUAUAUCGCUACAUUACUUCCACCAAUGUCCAAACUCGUCAGCUCCUCUUGUCUGGCUGCGGAAAAUGAAGCGGCGGACGAAGUGACUCCACCAGCUCCUUCCCAGACCGGUCCUUCUUUGAGAACAGAAUCAUUGAUCAUGGGCCUAGCGAUACCGCAGUUUAAGCAUUCCCUAAGCUGGACGCGGAAUCCUACGCGGGUCAGAAGUAGAAGCAACUUCGGCUUCAACACAGGGAGCGUCAAUGAUAGAAGCAAGACAAGGCAUACCGAUCACCCGGUUACACCCGUCGUGGCGAUAUCACCUGCCUUCAGUGAUUCGCAACGAUCAGCGGUAGAUGCUAGGAUUACACACCCUGCAUCACCAGUUAUACCGGAAGCUAGCUCUACAAACGAGGGACAAUCUGGGACCAGCCCGAAUUCUGCUAUGCGAACUUCAACCCAGGACCGUCCUUCUGACAGGAAUGCAUUUAAUGCUCUGACAAAUCUUCUUCAGGAUUAUAGGCAAAGCUCGUCGGAACCAUCCAGCGAUGAUAAUGAUGAUGGGAACGACCCAACUCCAGGACAAGUCAGGGAAGAUGGCAACAUUGAUACGGAUUCAAGCCAGGAUGAUAGUGAUGAUGAUUUGGAUGAUCUCCCACCUGAACUGCCGGAGUCGAAUUCUGCUCAACACGUUCCUGCCUCUGAUCAUCAACCGCCCUCGGCCGAAGAUCAAAGUGCUAUUCAGUCAGUGUCACCAAACAUUCAGUCCGUGUCAGGGCUGCAAUUAACAUCAGCACAUCAGCCCAGUUCUUCAGUGGUAUUUGUUACACAUCGGGAACCAGUAGACAACACAGGCGGUAAUACUCAACCAGCACCACAGGUGCUUGCCUACUCCACAGCUAACGCUGUAGCAGGUAAUGUAGGACUGCCUAGCGCUGUUUCAUCACAUCCAGGGUAUGUUCAACCUGCUAUUUCACACUCUCCAGCAGGAUCACUACCAAUGGUGGCAGGGUCACAAGCUAACGUUAUGCAGACUCCAGUGAAUGCCAGCUCUGCAGCACCCCCGACCACGGUACCACAGUUCAUGCAUCCAGGAGCUGCGAGGUGUGUGCAGUAUCCAAUUGCUGCCUUUCCACCAUUGCAGCAGCAGCAUCCAGCCAUGCCAGCCCCUCAGCAACAUCCAGCCGUACCAGCCCCUCAGCCGCAGCAGCAGCAAUUGCAACCACAGCAGCUUAACGGAGGUCUUCCGAUCUUUUCCGUUGUUCCUCAACACCUCCAAGCAUCGCCUCAGCUUUCCCAGACGUUUGCACCAGGCCAGACUGGCAAUCCUGCAUUGGACAAGAUGAUUUACAACCAAGCUAUGGCACUGCUGGCUAUGAAUCAACAAUUCUACACCAGAGCACACCAAUAUGCUGGUUUUCUUCCACCAAGCACGAGUAACUAGCAAUAGAAUAGAACCAUUGCUGUUAUCUCAUUAGAAGGGAUCAAGCACUAGUUAACUCUCAUCAUGUGAUGAGGGGAAUCGCUAUUAGUGUAAUCGCGGUUCAACCCCAAUCUAGUUCGGAUCGGAGGAUUGCAAGUUCUUCAGUUUUCUCGCAGCAUUUUAUAUUUAAACUGCAUUGUAGUCAUAGCGUCACAGGAAUCUUUUCACCUUGCUUUUCCUCAGGCGUCCCUUGUUGCCGUUCAAAUUUGAGCUGUAGCAUGCAGUGGCCCCAUUCGCUGACUGUUAUGCUCGUUCUCUUGCACCCUGACUAUGCUUACUGCUCAUUCCUUCGGCUUGAAUACUGUACAUCACGUUUUAGGACCUCAGUGCUGCGUAACACUGAUAUUGUAUAGGACAGCAAUUACGAAGGGGGUUGAGGCAGACAGUGGAUUUCUUUGCACUACAAUAUCACGAA